Sebastes umbrosus (honeycomb rockfish) is the source of this 663-nucleotide messenger RNA. RefSeq names its product extensin-like. Bases 1 to 663 code for a protein of 220 amino acids. NCBI's taxonomy places the organism in Eukaryota, Metazoa, Chordata, Actinopteri, Perciformes, Sebastidae. The record is from RefSeq and is a predicted model, not a curated record. The transcript has a single exon.
AUGAACUCCACCCAGACCACCACACAAACCACCCCGCCCACCACCCACGACCACCACACCGCCCACCACACCGACCACCCCCGCCCACCACCCAGACCAUCACACAAACCACCCCGCCCACCACCCACGACCACCACCCCCACCACCACACCGACCACCCCGCCCACCACCCAGACCACCACACCAACCACCCCGCCCACCACCCACUACCACCACACCAACCACUUCGUCCACCACCCACGACCACCACCCCCACCACCACACCAACCACCCCGCCCACCACCCAGACCACCACACCAACCACCCCGCCCACCACCCACGACCACCACCCCCACCACCACACCAACCACCCCGCCCGCCACCCACGACCACCACACCAACCACCCCACCCACCACCCUCGACCACCACCCACGACCACCACACCAACCACCCCGCCCACCACCCACGACCACCACCACACCGACCACCACCCCCACCACCACACCGACCACCCCGCCCACCACCCAGACCACCACCCACGACCACCACCCCCACCACCACACCGCCCACCCCGCCCACCACCCAGACCACCACCCACGACCACCACCCACGACCACCACCCAGACCACCACACCGACCACCACCCAGACCACCACACCAACCAUCCUGCCCACCACCCAUGA